Symsagittifera roscoffensis is the source of this 723-nucleotide messenger RNA. RefSeq names its product neuronal acetylcholine receptor subunit non-alpha-2-like. The transcript is spliced from 4 exons. The record is from RefSeq and is a predicted model, not a curated record. NCBI's taxonomy places the organism in Eukaryota, Metazoa, Xenacoelomorpha, Acoela, Convolutidae. Gene Ontology annotation, biological process: signal transduction; monoatomic ion transmembrane transport; chemical synaptic transmission. The coding region runs from base 1 to 723 and encodes 240 amino acids. Gene Ontology annotation, cellular component: synapse; neuron projection; plasma membrane. Gene Ontology annotation, molecular function: excitatory extracellular ligand-gated monoatomic ion channel activity; transmitter-gated monoatomic ion channel activity involved in regulation of postsynaptic membrane potential; transmembrane signaling receptor activity.
AUGCAGAUAAUAGCUCUGCUUUUUUUGUUUUUCAUUCUUGUCGAUUUUUCUCUGAUAUUGGCAAAUGAUGUCGUGGACGAAACUGAACACGAGAAAAGACUUUUGCAGUUCGUGAAGAGCAAAGUGACGAGUCACUCGCCGCCAUUGUCGUUUGUGAACAGAACAGUGUAUGCGUAUGCGGACUUGUACCAGAUUGUUGACAUAGACGAGAGAAGCAGCGCGUGGACUGUGAAGAUGUGGAUAUUCUUCUACUACUAUGUCUCUGCUGUCCAAUGGAACCCGGACAAUUACAAUGGGGCUUUUAAUUUGCAAGUUGAACCUGGCACUUUCUGGAACCCAGAUAUAGUGCCUCGAGAUACGAUCGAACUAGUCCACGCAACCUCCGAGCGCCAGGUGGUCUCCAAGACAGGUUUGGUGGUCGGCUGGUCUGCAAUUGUGACCCAGAAACUGUCCUGCACAUUUCACGUGAACAGGUUCCCCUUCGACUCCCAAGAGUGCAACAUCCGAUUGCAGCCGUGGGCGUGGGAAAGAGGCGCAUUCCAACUAAAAAUCGACCAUAUAUGGACCAGCACAAAUGGAGCUAAACUUGCGCCUCUGAAUCUGAGAUACUACACUGAGCACGAGCAAUGGGCAGUGGACAAACAGGGAGUUCUGAUCGAAGAGGUUGAAGAAUGGGACCACCCUUCGGGUGGCAACACAAGCAUGAUCACCAUACGAGGAUAG